GGCUGAGGACUUCCCUGCGGCGCGGAGCUGGGCGGCGGCGCUGGCGCCUCGGGUUCGCCGUGGUACCCGCUGCGGGAAGGUGACCGAGGGGCUUCGGGCGGUACGGAGGCGGCGGGGAGCCGGCUUUGUGCGGCCGUUUGUGAGCGCGACCGUGUAACGCCGGGGGGUGCGGGCGCUCGGGCCCCCGCGGUCGGCCGUUCCGCCGGGAUGGGGGCGGCGGGUGUCGGCAUCGCGGUCCCUCCGCUCGGGUUUCCAGCGGUGCGAGCGGCCGCGGCAGCCGCCGGUGGCGUGCUGGGAGCUGGGCCGCGGCGGUUAGGACCGGUCGGCGCCGCUCGGGGCCCCGCGUGGCUCAGCGGCUUCCCGGGGCGGGACGGAGCGCCGGGCCCCGGGCUGGGGGCGUCGCGGGGGGCCCCGGGCGGCGGCUGUGGCGGGGAGAACCGCGCGCGGGUAGCGGGCGGCGCGGGGCUGCCGUCCUCGUGCGCUGCCGGCGGUCGGUCCCGCGGGCCGAGGCGCGUUGCUGCUAACGCGUAACUAGGAGGGCUCCCGAGCAGGGUGUUCUCCGCGGCUCGGCGAGCUUUCUUCAAGAGGCCAUCUUUCCCUUCUGACUCGGUAUACCCACAGCCAUGGAGGAUUACACGAAGAUAGAGAAGAUUGGGGAAGGUACCUAUGGUGUUGUGUAUAAAGGGCGCCACAAAACCACAGGCCAAGUGGUUGCAAUGAAGAAAAUACGUCUAGAAAGUGAGGAGGAAGGUGUUCCAAGUACUGCUAUCCGAGAAAUUUCUUUGUUAAAAGAGCUGCAUCAUCCCAAUAUAGUCUGUCUUCAGGAUGUUCUUAUGCAGGAUGCAAGGCUGUACCUCAUUUUUGAAUUCCUUUCCAUGGACCUCAAGAAAUACUUGGAUACUAUUCCAUCUGGCCAAUAUUUGGAUCGUUCGCGUGUUAAGAGUUACCUGUAUCAGAUCUUGCAAGGUAUUGUCUUCUGCCAUUCAAGACGAGUUCUGCACAGAGACUUAAAACCUCAGAAUCUUCUAAUAGAUGACAAAGGGGUGAUUAAACUGGCAGAUUUUGGAUUGGCUCGAGCCUUUGGAAUCCCAGUGCGGGUAUACACUCAUGAAGUAGUGACACUGUGGUACAGGUCUCCAGAGGUACUGCUAGGAUCUGCUCGUUAUUCCACUCCUGUAGACAUAUGGAGCAUAGGUACCAUAUUUGCAGAGUUAGCAACUAAAAAGCCACUUUUCCACGGGGACUCAGAGAUUGACCAGCUCUUCAGAAUCUUCAGAGCUUUAGGGACACCCAACAAUGAUGUGUGGCCUGAUGUGGAAUCCUUGCAAGACUAUAAAAACACUUUCCCAAAAUGGAAACCUGGCAGCCUGGGAACGCAUGUCCAAAACUUAGAUGAGGAUGGACUCGAUCUGUUGUCUAAAAUGUUAAUUUAUGAUCCUGCAAAAAGAAUUUCUGGCAAAAUGGCCUUGAACCACCCAUACUUCGAUGACUUGGACAAAUCUACUCUUCCUGCUAAUCUGAUUAAGAAAUUCUAAAACUUUGGACUAAAUCAGAGUGAAAUAAUCACAAUUUUACUAUUUUUUGUCUUUAUCUUUGCCUGCCUGCCUGCCUUAAAAUUGUGGCUUUUUAGUUUGUUUUGAUUUGUGUUACCUAAAUGUAAAUAUUAACUGACUAAUGCGGUCAACUUUCUAUAAAUAAAACUUUAAAUUUA
This is a messenger RNA of Gallus gallus (chicken), 1711 nucleotides long. It is a transcript of the gene CDK1, whose product is annotated as cyclin dependent kinase 1. Gene Ontology annotation, cellular component: nucleus. The record is from RefSeq and is a predicted model, not a curated record. Gene Ontology annotation, biological process: mitotic G2 DNA damage checkpoint signaling; protein phosphorylation; G2/M transition of mitotic cell cycle. The transcript has 8 exons. Lineage: Eukaryota; Metazoa; Chordata; Aves; Galliformes; Phasianidae. The coding region runs from base 624 to 1535 and encodes 303 amino acids. Gene Ontology annotation, molecular function: cyclin-dependent protein serine/threonine kinase activity; ATP binding; RNA polymerase II CTD heptapeptide repeat kinase activity.